GGACUCCCCAACCAAGAAGCGCGGUUCCUGAAGAAAACCCAGCGGAACACAGCACGGGGGUUGUUAGCUUGAGAGGGAAGGACAACUUUUGUGUGCUUGGACGUCGUUUGGCUGUUGUUUUAAACCAAGUUUGUUUUUUGUGGUAUUGGGUAGUUUUUAGCGUUAACUGUUGAACUACCACGUCGCGUUUCAACCUUAGCCAUAAGAAACAAACGUUGGCUUGCUAGCUACUAUGUCGGGAGGUGUCGUGCGAGGCCCUGCUGGAAAUAACGAUUGCCGAAUCUAUGUCGGAAAUCUACCCCCUGAUAUUCGCACUAAAGAUGUAGAGGACGUGUUCUACAAAUACGGGGCGAUUCGGGAUAUCGAUUUGAAGAAUCGAAGAGGUGGACCUCCUUUUGCUUUUAUCGAAUUUGAGGAUCCAAGGGAUGCAGACGAUGCAGUGUAUGGGCGGGAUGGCUACGACUACGACGGCUACCGUCUGCGUGUUGAGUUCCCACGCAGCGGCAGGGGUUCAGGACGGGGUGGCUUCGGUGGAGGGAUUGGUGCCCCAAGAGGAAGAUACGGCCCCCCAUCCAGACGCUCUGAGUACAGGGUCAUUGUUUCAGGGCUUCCUCAAAGCGGCAGCUGGCAGGAUCUGAAGGACCACAUGCGCGAAGCUGGGGACGUUUGUUACGCGGACGUAUUCCGGGAUGGAACCGGAGUCGUGGAGUUUGUGCGUAAAGAAGACAUGACCUACGCUGUGCGAAAGCUGGAUAACACCAAAUUCCGAUCACAUGAGGGAGAGACAGCGUACAUUCGUGUGAAAGUAGACGGCCCCCGCAGCCCGAGCUACGGAAGAUCACGAUCCAGGAGCCGCAGCAGGAGCAGAAGCCGCAGUCGCAGCGCCGCCAGCCGCAGUCGCAGCACCUCCCGCACCCGUGGCAGAGGGUCUCCCCGCUACUCUCCUCGUCAUAGCCGCUCUCGUUCCCGUUCCUAAACUCUCAACCGUCACCGAUGUGUUGCCGUGUUGGUGAAUUCCUUGUGUACCACCUUUUUUUGUUUUUACCUUUUUUUGUUUUUACCCUCCCGAUAAGUUUCCCCCUCCCUCCCUAUCCAAGCGUCAACUAGAGCUUUUUGUUUUUGCAUUUCAUCUCCCGAUGUCCUCGUGGAUGAUCUGUGUAGGUGUCUUCCCCCCCACCUGUCCUCCUCACACUAUCCCAUUUGGUUUUUAUCCACCCCCGUAAACUCAUUUUAAUUGAUUUUGUGUUUUCUCCUCAAUUUUUGCAACAUUUGAAUAGCACUGUGCUGAACUUCCAAAAGGUUGAGCACCGACUAGUUAAACUUUUGGAAGUGUUGGAAAAAUUGAGAUAUUUUCAUGGGAUGGCUGGGAGGGGCGGGGAUCACAUUGCUUAACUGUAUUUUACCCUUGUGUCUUCCUUUAGACAUCUGAAGAUAAGGAUUAAAGAAUGAUUUGGAAUAAA
Hypomesus transpacificus is the source of this 1460-nucleotide messenger RNA. It is a transcript of the gene srsf1a, whose product is annotated as serine and arginine rich splicing factor 1a. Gene Ontology annotation, cellular component: cytoplasm; ribonucleoprotein complex; nucleus. The transcript is spliced from 4 exons. The record is from RefSeq and is a predicted model, not a curated record. Gene Ontology annotation, molecular function: mRNA binding. Lineage: Eukaryota; Metazoa; Chordata; Actinopteri; Osmeriformes; Osmeridae. The coding region runs from base 233 to 976 and encodes 247 amino acids.